This is a messenger RNA of Xyrauchen texanus (razorback sucker), 600 nucleotides long. RefSeq lists its product as uncharacterized. The record is from RefSeq and is a predicted model, not a curated record. Gene Ontology annotation, cellular component: membrane. The transcript is spliced from 5 exons. Lineage: Eukaryota; Metazoa; Chordata; Actinopteri; Cypriniformes; Catostomidae.
AUGUCUCUGUGUAAAGGGCUGUCUGCUGUUGUCAUGGCAGUGGCAUGUUUGGCAUCAUAGUAUACUGGAACUGUGUUUGGAACAGUGCCAUUAGUGUAUGACUGGAUAAGUAAAAAAAACCAGUAUGACCCAGCAGAGAUGUUGUGUGCAGUGUUCUGAGAGAACAGUUACUUUGACAUUUACAUCCUCUGUACCUUCUCCAUCACCAUUUCUGUCCAAUUCCUCCUCAUAAUGUCCUUCUGACUCACAUAGGCUAUGGGAAAGACUGUUUCAAGAUUCCAGGUUGACCUGUUCUCCGUCAAUCCACUGCUGGUGAUCUUGUAUCUGUUCUGCUAUACAACAUUCACAGCAUCUGAGUUGGUUCUCCUUGGAAAGCUUGAUCUGUCUCCAUCCCAUGACUGGCUGAUAUCACUUUCAUCAGUAAUGGUGUAUUUGGACUGUGGUUUGAACCCCUUCCUCUACUGCACAAAUAAAGACUUCUGAGAGGCGGUGCUCAUACUGUUGUGGAACAAUAAGAGAUUAAACCCUCCUGAGCUUUGCAUUACGAAAUAUGAGGAUUACGAGGAAAAACAAAUAAAUCUAAAAAGAAAUUUUCUUUAG